Messenger RNA from Opisthorchis viverrini, 1944 nucleotides. RefSeq lists its product as hypothetical. The transcript has a single exon. The coding region runs from base 1 to 1944 and encodes 647 amino acids. Lineage: Eukaryota; Metazoa; Platyhelminthes; Trematoda; Opisthorchiida; Opisthorchiidae. Gene Ontology annotation, biological process: adenylate cyclase-activating adrenergic receptor signaling pathway. The record is from RefSeq and is a predicted model, not a curated record. Gene Ontology annotation, molecular function: G protein-coupled receptor activity. Gene Ontology annotation, cellular component: membrane.
AUGAAUUCUGUGUUUUUGUGGAUCGCUCGCUCUGAUUCGAAGGCAUUAUUCAUUGUGGUUUGGAUUUACUUUCAUACACAAGAGACAAUUCAUGCUGAGAGAAAUAUCUCGGUAACCUUGGCUACAACACAGACUACAAUCAAUGUUACGGGAAUGAACAAGACAGACGCUUCCUAUUGGCCAUCAGCGAUUCUCAUGCUUACGACGCUGACAAUGUCCAUCAUAACGGUGGUAACUGUUUUUGGUAAUCUAUUGGUUAUCAGUUCUGUGAUUAUGAACAGAAGUCUACAUGGAACCACUCAUUACUUGAUCGCAUCACUGGCUUUCGCAGAUAUGUUCGUUGGUCUCCUGGUUUUUCCACCAGCAAUAACUAUGAACCAUUUGGGUUACUGGCCGUUCAGCUGGAAACCACUCUGUAUCAUAUGGAUCUCCUUAGAUAUCCUCAUGUGCCACGCGUCUAUCCUCAACUUGUGCUGUAUAUCAAUCGAUCGCUACAUUUCAAUCACACACCCGAUUGGGUAUCUGGCAGUGCGUUCCAACCGGUUGGCCAUCGUUAUGAUUUCCAUUGCUUGGGGCCUUCCAGUCAUAACUGUGGUGGUUCCGUUAUUCGGUUCAGCCAGUCAUUUGGUCACAGAAACCAUUUGCAUGAUAUCACCCAGUCGGCCGUUUCGGAUAUAUGCCACCAUAAUGUGUUUUGCAGCACCGCUUACCCUGAUUUGUUUUGUUUACUUACGUAUUAUUGUGGCGCUUAGGAGGCGACCCGCGCCCUCGGCAACUCACAUAUCCAGGCGCCCCAAUUGCCCUCAGCAGAGUUCUGUACUCCAACAAAAAACCACACAUAAAUCUUCUGGAGGGGACAUGAUGAUGAAGAGCAAAGACUGUCAUGCUGAUAAGAGUGAGAUAGAAUCGCAUCCCAGACCCGAAAGCAUAUAUCUCUUGGAACACACUGGAUCGUUAGACACAAACGAUCAGAAGUACUCGGUCCGAAAGGGUAGCUCUAUCCAGGGCGCUCAGUUGGACCACCUGAUUAAACAUUUAGAAGAUCGAAAAAACAACGCACGGAAUAAGUCCGAGAUAGUACGACAAAGUCUCAGUUCUACUCUGCGACAAACACCUCAAAACUAUUUACUGUUGCAGUCUUGUUCUGAACCGUGCUAUCUGAACAACAUGAACGAGACUGUUCGAAAAAUUGCGGACCAUGUUCCUCUGCUGAAAAUUAAACCCUAUGAUGGCCGGAGUUUGCAGAGUAUGAAAAAUAGUGACAAAAUCACCAUGGAAUGUGAAAAUGAAGGAGCACAAUUCAUCAACUCAGAACGUCAGAGCAAAGAAGUGAACGAGAUGGCUUUGCUCACGAGUAAACAAGAACAACAAGCCGGGGAAAAGAAAACGGAUCAUUCUUCCGAUUUUACUGUUCAUACAGCUAGAGCAGCGGAAACGUCAGUUGUCAGAAGACGUAGACCACAUGUGUUUGUAUUGAUGCUAGGCCAAAAAAUCAGCUCAGUUCUGGUGCAUCUAUUUGCAAGUGGUUCGUUGCAUCGGUUUCGCAGGCCGAUGGCAGACAUCAGUGACAGUCUCGUUCUAUCUGCUGCUCAGGAAAAUUCAGAAAUGGGCAUGGCCUCUAUUCCAAGUGCACAGAGUCAAUAUGGUAGGCUACGACGUGUUCGAAUAAAACGCAAAAUGAAGACUUUAACGGUAGUCACGUCAGUAAUUGGAUGUUUUGCCCUCUGCUGGAUUCCGUUUUUUGUUUGUUUCAUCCUAGAAGCCUACGUUGGACUACUUCCUCACGAACUCACCCUGUUUGUAACACUUUUAGGCUAUGCAAAUAGUGUGUGUAAUCCAUUUAUCUAUGCACUUUUGGAUGACAGGUAUUCCAAAACAUACUUAGAAGUUAUCAAAUGUGAGUAUUGUAGACUAUUCUCGUGUAAAGCCUCUCUUAGUAAAUAA